AGAGGAUUUGUUCGACAACUUCAAAUCCUCAAGUCAAUCCACAAACUCUUUGUAGACUUGCUUCAGGUAAGCAGAGGGUUCAAUCCGGGGCACACCUCCAACACAACGCACAAACCCACGAUAAUCCCAGGUGGCGGGAUGAACAGCGACCGGACAAUGACGAACAAGGUGGUACACAAGGAGGCUUCAAGAAAUGCGACAGGAGCCUCUGUGCUCCCACCAUCUGCACCAACAUAUCAAGUGCCAGCAAUCACCGUUUCGUCUGCCGAAAAAGGAAUCCUUUGGCAGGAGCCACUGGUAGGAGAUUCUCAAGAAACAGAACCAGAAAACGUGAAGAACUACCUCGGCAUCCGGAUCCUCAUCACCAUUGUUACGACCUUUGUCCUGAUCUCCAUUAUUCCCAUCAUGCUCAUCGACCUCCUGCCUUCCCCAGAAGUUGCGCUUCCUCUUUCCAAUACUUCCUCGGACUCUGACAUUGUCCACCGUUCGUUUCCGCUCGACUCUCGGUCCGGGAAUUCUAAAUGGAACUACGCCAAGCUCUGCGAACCUCGAGAGGGCAAAUGCCAAUUCGGAACUUACUCCACAAAGCACCACCCAAGUAAUAGGACGCUGUUGUGGCUUGAUGAAGGGUGCGAGAAGAGGCAUUUCAAGGCAUACUGUCCGCGGUGCCCCGAGAAAAAGACGUGGGUUCUUGACACUGCUCAGCUUCAUGGAUCCGUCUCCUCUCCGGGCACUCCCUUCUUCCCAUUCCAGCUGCUUGUAAAAUUUCCCCAUCCGGACAAUUUCACUGAUAUUCCAUCCAUCAUUUAUUACGAUGAAGAGUCUUCUCGGCAUGGUAAGAUGGUUGGCAGUUGGUACAGUCCUGAUUCGGAUCUUGAGUUCUUCUCUCUGCUCUGGUUUGACUGUUUCGCGGGACUUGAUGUAAAAUGACCACCGAGUGGACAGAAUGGAGGUAUCAUGGGUGGAAACUGGGGGUCGUGGUGCGGGUUACAUAGGUGGUGUUCAUGAUGCCAUGUUUGCAUUUGCAUUUGCACAGAAGUUGCUAGAAUUGACUUUGCGACGGCGACGGCGACUUUGGCAAUAUGGCUUUCAUGACAUCGAAAAUGCCAAAAGAUUAACACAGCGAUUUCCAUCAAUUCUUUUGACCUUUGCCUUAUGCUCUUACGGCUAUUAAAUCUCAAUAACCCUUAAGCGCG
Messenger RNA from Hyaloscypha bicolor E, 1196 nucleotides. RefSeq lists its product as uncharacterized. The coding region runs from base 139 to 930 and encodes 263 amino acids. NCBI's taxonomy places the organism in Eukaryota, Fungi, Ascomycota, Leotiomycetes, Helotiales, Hyaloscyphaceae. The transcript has 3 exons. The record is from RefSeq and is a predicted model, not a curated record.